Messenger RNA from Trematosphaeria pertusa, 1565 nucleotides. RefSeq names its product SET domain-containing protein. Gene Ontology annotation, molecular function: protein binding. The record is from RefSeq and is a predicted model, not a curated record. NCBI's taxonomy places the organism in Eukaryota, Fungi, Ascomycota, Dothideomycetes, Pleosporales, Trematosphaeriaceae. Bases 229 to 1488 code for a protein of 419 amino acids. The transcript has 3 exons.
GAUCGAUGUUCCAUGUACUUAGCACAGGCAGUGAGCGUGUGUUUGCUUGAUCGAUCAUGCUUUAAGUGUUUGCCUUUGGACAUUUGUUUCAACAAUCCAUCCGUUAACAUCACUCGAUUGUCAUCGAGCCCCCCUUGUUUCCCCUGGCGUCGUUAUAAAUGAAGUACCAUGAGUGCCUCCGAAGCUCUUCCACCUUCAUCUUCUGCUUAGCCAUUGCGCAGGGACAACAUGUCAGGGACCCAGAGCCCAGCUGGGAGCUUGUUGGCUUCUAGUCACAACUAUGCAUCGGACAAUGGAAACCUCACUCGCAAGGGCCACAUCGAUCAAAAGGGUUCCGGGCUGAUAGCCAGCGCCUCCAUACCCGCCGGGACCCGCAUCCUCGCCGAAACCCCUCUAAUGCGCUUCCCCAUCGACUCGCGACCCGCACCCGGAGCCAUCCUCUCUGCAUACAGAUCACUCACGGACGCCCAAAGGGAGGCGUUCGACAGCCUUGAUUUCGAUCCCCCCGAUUCAGAAGAAGAACAGGGGUUGAACCAAGAAGAGUUGGAUGACUACUCGGCUAGCGAACCGUACAUCCUGAAGAUGAUGCUUGCGAAUUACACCGCCAACCAGAUCGGCGGCUGUGUAUGCACGAAAAUCAGUCAGUUGAACCAUGAUUGCCUGCCAAAUUGCCAGAUUGCGUGGAACGCGGGCAUCGGGAAGGUAACGGUCCAUGCAGUUCGGGAUAUUGCGAAGGAGGAAGAGCUCACCAUCUCGUACAUUGACGGCGCGAACAUGACAAAGGACAGCCGGCAGGAGAAGCUGAACGAAUGGGGCUUCCAAUGCCGGUGCAAGGCAUGCGCCGACACGGAAACGGGACGAGAACAUGAUGCUGUUCGCGAUACUCUCGAGUGUCAUCAGGAGUAUAUCAAGACGCAGUGGGAGAAGGGGUCGGCCAUGGAUGUCGAUAACUGCCACAGGAAUGCGGUCGAGAUGGCGGACUUACAAGAAGAAAACGGGAUUCUGACAAAAGAGCUCGCGGACUCAUACCACUUGGCGGCAGCGUUUAGCUGGAUGCUCGUGAAUCCAAAGGAGACGCUCGAAUGGGCUGAGAAACAAUGCGAGCGCGAGAAGCUCUGCCUGGGCGACGACCAUCCGGAGUACAAGCGCACGGUCGACAUCAUCCCCCUUAUCCGCUCCGCCAUCACGGGCUAUGAUGACUUCCAAGCCGCAAGGCGAGAGAGUGACCUAGCCAACCUAACGGCCGUCGUCAUGAAGAAGGCUAGGCCUAAGAAGUGCGGAGACUGGCGGGCGAAGAACCUGGUCAAGGCACGGUGGUGGACGAGAAGGGAGAUGGAGGUCAAAGAGGGGGAUGAGGAGUAUGAAGAAGUAGAGAAGCUGGAGCGUGAAUUGGAGUUUCUGGAGGAGAGGGUUAAGAAGAAAGGGGGGAAUGAGAGUGACGGCGUAACGGAAUAUAGGAAGAUUGAGGCGUGGUUGGAGAGGGAGUAAAUGAAGAAGGAUGAGGAGGCUGAGUUGGCUGAAAGCCCUGAAGUGAAAUUGUCUCUGUAGGAAAAAGACCAGGUCGG